CUCUCUGCGCAUGUCCCACUUCGGGACUGACAGCUGAGGCAGUUUCACAGGCAUAAUCUCGGAAUUAUUUUUCUGUUUGGUUAAACACAGUGUUGUCGAACAAGCCGUCGACGUCGACUCGUUUAGCUAUCCCUUGUAGAUUAGCUGUUUUUGAGCAGCAAUACGCAGUGGAGGGAAACGGAGCCGCGGAUCCAGCUGUCUUCAGAUCUUGUUUAUUUCCAGAGCGGCUGUCAACGUGCCCUUCGCCCCGCUCUAUCUACAGUACCGUCCUGCGCCAUUGAACGUUUUGCUUGUCAGUUACUUUGAUGCGUUUUUGACUUAAAACUUUAAGUCAUCGCUGCAUGAAAUAUUGUGAAGUGUUUUGACGCACACGGUCAUAGAGUAGUGCAGUUAGUUGCUCGCGAGGAUUGACUUUUUCAAGCCAUUAAAGGUGAGAACGGUCUUCGAAGUUACUUUUGCCUUGGAAGUUCUAUGCACACACAUGAUCGAUCUCGUCCUCGGCUUUCGGUGGCUCCGACGCUUGCUAGGCGUUUGGUUGACUGCUGCUUAGCACAACCUUCUUGGGCCAAGGAGCUAGAUGUUUCGCUACUAGCUAUGUAGCUUUCCAACGUAGUGUCGGAAGUUGCCUUUUAUGUACAUACACAUCGUCUUUAACUAGUAAGUUUGUUGACUGUGUUGCAUUUAGUCUGGUUUUAGUUAAGUGAGGUUUUAGAUUGUCUAGCGCAGCGUUCUUUUGCUAACGACGUUAGAGAUAGCUACGUGAGCAAGUUUUGCACAACUUGCAUCAGCACGUCAGUGUCUUGCUAUAUAGAAAACACUUUCAUAGUGACCUACUUGUAAUUUUUUCUAACGUGUUAGCGGUGUAAUUUAUAACUUAGUUCAGAGAAACACGUCGAAGAGCAAGGUUGUGUUUUCAGUGUUUCCGACUGUAGAGUUUGCUUCUAGAGGGGCGUUUACUGCUGUCAAGCUAGUUAGCCGCCCUCCUAUCCAGCUAUGCCAUGCCCAUGGUUUUAAACUGUAAUGUAGUUGGCUAGCUUGGUCAUUAUGUAACAUUAAUGAUCUACGAUUCCAUAGACCAAAAACAGAAACUUGUAUCUUUCUGCUUGUGGAUUUGUUGCGUGCAAUUUUGAUAUACUACAUAGCGAACAGUUUUCAUUUAUUUUAACAAUUACGCGGUCGGCGUUAAAACUUAAAUAUAUUCUGACAGGAGGAUUGGAAAAUCGGUAUACGUCUUGACAGAUAGGUCUAUUUGCUGGCAGAAGAAAACGUAAGGCCACAUACAAUUCUAUCCAACUUUCAGACGAACGGGAGAUGACCUCGCGUACUUGGAACCCACGUUUUUAAAAUCAGAAUAUAGAAAUGGAUCAGGGUGGACCGAAACGGAGAAACACCCACGACGACAGCUCGCCGUUCGAGGAGAGGCCCGGUGAGGAGAGGGAAGUGGCGGGGCCCGCCACCUCGGCCUCCGCCAUGCACCUGCCGGGCUCCAGGGCCCAGAGCCAGGGACCCGGCCGGGGGGAAGCCCUGAACGGACUGGAGGGAAGCAAAACCCAGAGGGAGGGCUCGUCUCUGGGGACGGCUCCACUGGGAAUGCAGCAACCGCAGAAACAGCAGCAGCAGCUGCAGCAGCUGCAGCAGCAACAGGACUUGGGUCUGUAUUCAGUGGGCGAGGACUUUUCCCUCCUGGAGGAGAGCAUUGCGAGUUUGAACCGGUCGCCCGCCACCCUGGGGAACUCGAGGAUGGGAUUUCACCAACUUGACCUGUUCCACAUCAAAACCGAAGACAUCUCCUCGAUGGACAAGGACCGGCUGGACGCCGGCCUGUCUUUCGGGGGCCAUAAGGACUCGUACGGUGGCGACCGCCUCAGCGCAGACAACACGCUAGACAUCCUGAGGGACCUCGACUUGCCCGGUUCUCUCUCGGACCUGAACGAGUUCUACGGGGACAACGAGGCCGCGUUCCUCUCCACCCUGUCGGUGGACGACUCCCUGCUGGAGGCCAAGCCCCCGGGCGGCGGCGGCGGCUCCGUUGGGAGCUGCGACAAGGGGGACGGUGCGGACCCGCGGCGAGGCCAGGCCGUCCUCUCCGCGCCCGUCAUCAAGACGGAGAAAGACGCCGACGACUCCCUCCUCCAGCUGUGCACGCCGGGCGUGAUCAAGCAGGAGAGCCAGGACAACCGGAGCUACUGCCAGGUCUCCGGCAUGGGCCUGGCCGGGCCUUCGGGGGGCCUGGGCCCGCCGGGCGGCGGCGGCGGCGGCUCCCUGGGGGGGCCCGGCUACGGUUACGGGGCCAACCCGGGCUCGGCCGCUCUGGGCUUGCAGCAGCCCGACCAGAAGCCUCUCUUUGGCCUGUACCCGCCUCUGUCGUCCGUGGGCAACGGCUGGAGUCGAGGCAAUGGAUAUGGGGAGAGCAUGGGGCUGCAGAGGGAGGCCGAGGGGGCGUCGGCCUCAGCCGCGUUCCCCGUCAUCUACGGCAGCCCGUCAUCCAGAACGUCCGAGGCCAACGCCACAGUGUCUCCGUCCCCGGCCAAGCCCGGAGGCCCGGCCCACAAGAUCUGCCUGGUGUGCUCCGACGAGGCCUCGGGGUGCCACUACGGGGUCCUCACCUGCGGCAGCUGCAAAGUCUUCUUCAAGAGGGCUGUGGAAGGCUGGAGAGCGAGACAAAACACAGAUGGACAGCACAACUACCUCUGUGCCGGGAGGAACGACUGCAUCAUCGACAAGAUCCGCCGGAAGAACUGCCCGGCCUGCCGCUUUCGCAAGUGUCUGCAGGCCGGCAUGAACCUGGAAGCGAGGAAAAACAAGAAGCUGAUCAAGCUGAAGGGCCAGCAGCCCAGCGUGGAGUCGGCGUCGCCCGGCCCCGCGGAGCAGGCCUGCGCCCUGAUCCCCAAGUCCAUGCCGCAGCUGGUGCCCACCAUGUUGUCCCUGCUCAAGGCCAUCGAGCCGGAGGUCAUCUACUCGGGCUACGACAGCACGGUGCCCGACACGUCCACGCGCCUCAUGACCACGCUGAACCGGCUGGGCGGCCAGCAGGUCAUCUCGGCCGUCAAGUGGGCCAAGUCCCUGCCAGGUUUCCGGAACCUUCACCUGGACGACCAGAUGACCCUGCUGCAGUGCUCCUGGCUGUUCCUCAUGUCCUUCAGUCUGGGCUGGCGCUCCUACGAGCAGUGUAACGGAGGAAUGCUCUGCUUCGCCCCCGACCUGGUCAUCAACGAGGAGCGAAUGAAGCUGCCCUUCAUGACGGACCAGUGCGUGCAGAUGCUGAAGAUCUCGGAGGAGUUUGUGAAGCUGCAGGUGUCGUACGACGAGUACCUCUGCAUGAAGGUCCUGCUCCUUCUCAGCACAGUGCCCAAGGACGGGAUGAAAAGCCAGGCCAUAUUCGACGAGAUCCGGAUGACGUACAUCAAGGAGCUGGGCAAGGCCAUCGUGAAGAGGGAGGAGAACUCCAGCCAGAACUGGCAGAGAUUCUACCAGCUCACCAAGCUACUGGACUCCAUGCAAGAGAUGGUGGGGGGCUUGCUUCAAAUCUGCUUCUACACGUUUGUCAACAAGUCGCUGAGCGUGGAGUUCCCCGAGAUGCUGGCGGAGAUCAUCAGCAACCAGUUACCAAAAUUCAAGGACGGCAGUGUCAAGCCACUCCUGUUCCAUCAGAAAUGACUGCCUUAACCGAUGACACCCUGCCUUAAAGCGAGAGCCCUGGACUCCCUCGGCCUCCCUGAUGCCCAGGACCCCAGCAGCCAUCAACCAGCCAUGACCCACGCUCUUCACCUCCCCUCUCAGCCAGCCAGACCCAGACCCAGCCCCACCUCUCUCAGCCAGCCAGCCAGACCCAGACCCA
This is a messenger RNA of Hypomesus transpacificus, 3838 nucleotides long. Its product is annotated as glucocorticoid receptor-like. Gene Ontology annotation, molecular function: DNA-binding transcription factor activity; nuclear glucocorticoid receptor activity; zinc ion binding. Bases 1360 to 3657 code for a protein of 765 amino acids. The transcript is spliced from 10 exons. Gene Ontology annotation, cellular component: nucleus. Lineage: Eukaryota; Metazoa; Chordata; Actinopteri; Osmeriformes; Osmeridae. Gene Ontology annotation, biological process: nuclear receptor-mediated glucocorticoid signaling pathway; regulation of DNA-templated transcription. The record is from RefSeq and is a predicted model, not a curated record.